This is a messenger RNA of Closterium sp. Naga37s-1, 8718 nucleotides long. The record is from the annotation of a GenBank genome assembly. Lineage: Eukaryota; Viridiplantae; Streptophyta; Zygnematophyceae; Desmidiales; Closteriaceae.
AUGGCGGCGAUGCGGAAGGCCGGAGGCGCGAACGAGGCAGCGUCGGAGGAGACCGUGGUAGCAGAGGUCACCGCGCAGCCGCGCGGCGCCGUGCUUGUGCUAGACGAGAAGUCGCGCAAGGUGGUGGCGGCGAGCGAGAAUGUACUGCUCUUUAUCCCCGACGUGCGCGCGGCCGGCGGAGUGGUGUCGGAGCACGAGGGCGCGUCCGCGGUCAUAGGCCGCCACCUCAGCGAUGUCUUCACCACCUCUCAGACGCUGUCGGACCUGGAGGCGCUGGUUCAGCGCACAACGGCGCACAGCGCGAGCGCGUGCCAGAUCAGCGGGCCGCGACCGGGGCAGUCGUACUGCGUGUCGGCGUGCCGCACGGGCGCGGGGGUGGUGCUGAGUGUGGAAGACGACAACGAGCAAGAUUUACAGGAGGUCGACGUGCCUCCUCCGUUAUCGGCGGCGGGAGGGCCGAGCACGGCGUCGGCGGCGCCGUCGCUGCCGUUCCACCAGCUGGCUCGGCGCGCCAUCGACCGCAUGCAGAGCAUCAACAGCGUGUCGCCGCACGUGCACGCCUUCUGCGACGCGGCCGCGCAGGAGCUGCGCACGCUAACGGGGUACGACCGCGUCAUGAUCGCGCACAUCACCGACGAGGCCUGCUGCAAGAUCAUAGCGGAGUCAUGUGUGAGCGAGCUCACAUCUUUCCGCGGAAAGCACUUCCCUCUGCCGCCCGUGCCCAAGAUCUGGACGGACGAGGCCAUCAAGCAGCACAUCCCCAUGCGCUUCAUCUAUGACACGUCAGCAGGGCAAGUUCCCAUUCGCCACGUGGCCUCCCUAUCCACCCCGCCCGAUCUCAGCCUCUCCCCACUCUCAGGCGUGGAGAGCGCGCAGAGGCAGCUGCUGCGCGCCAUGGGGGUGUGUGCGGUGCUGCUGAUGCCACUAGCUCUGCACGUGGGCGAUCGCCACGUGCUCUGGGGCUUCGUGAUCUUCCACCAUUACAACCGCCCCUGGACCGUCACCUGCGCGCACCGCGCCGCCUGCACCUUCAUCGUUCAGGCCCUGCGGGCGCACCUAGCGACGCGGGUGAAGAGUGAGGAGCGGGCGGAGCGGCGGCGGCAGGAGGCGAUGCAGACGAGCAUCUGUGACCGGCUGACGUACCAGGUGGCGCCGUCCCUCGUCACCGAAAGCCCCUCCAUCAUGGACCUCGUGCCAUGUGACGGAGUGGCAUACGUGCACACAGAGAGGGCGCAGGUGGUCACCUUCGGCACAUGUCCCACAGACGAUCAGGUGCGUCGCCAUGCCAUCACGCCCCACCUAGCUUCCACGCGCCUCAGAACGCCCCAUAGCACUGCUCAUAUAGUUCUUCUGACAGUCAUGUGCUCAACUACUUCUCCAUCCACUCCCCCCUUCCCCCUUCCCCCUUCGCCUCCGCUCUCCACCCUCUCCUCUCAACCAACUCCACCGCCUUCCAAUCAACCCACCCGCUCCCACCUGCGCUCUGCCCGUGCCCCCUCCCUUUCACCCCCGUCACGCCUCACACCCGCUCACCAGGUGCUGGCUAUGGUGGCAUGGAUGCAGAGCUCGUCGCGCCUGUGCGUGACCAAGCCAGUGUUUGCGCCACUCGUGUCCUCCUCCGCGCGACCAGGCGACUGGGGCCCUGCGUGGGCGCUGCACUGCACCGUGGCCGCCGCUGCCAUUGCUGACGCCGACGUGCUGCUCUGGUUCCGCCACCGUCAGCCAGCAGCGCCAUCUGGACUGGGCGUGGGCGGAGCCGCUCACAGCAGGCUCUAUUACAGCCCUCUCACCGCCCCUCUCUCCGUGUGCCCUUUCCCUCAUGUGCCCCUCCCCCACUAUGCCUCCCCCCGUGUGCCCCUCCCCCCCCUGUGCCCCUCCCCCCGUGUGCCCCUCCCCCCGUGUGCCCCCCCCCCCCCGUGCGCCCCUCACCCCGUGCGCCGCUCUCUGUGUCUGCCAGGCCAGCAGCGCCAUCUGGACUGGGCGUGGGCGGAGCCACUCACAGCAGGGGCGCCGCACUGCGGCACGGGCAAGGGCAGCAAGGGGGGCAAUGAGUGCAGCAAGGGGAGCGGCGAGAGAAGCAAGGGGGGCGGCGAGGGCAGCGAGGGCGCAGGGGCGUGGGGCGAGGCGGGCAGGGAUGAGGGCAUGCUGCUGGCCAUGCAGCCUGCUGGGUGGACCCAGUCCGAGGUGGUUGCAGUGGAGGGGCUGCAGCGCAUGGCGUACGACGCACUCAGGGGCAACAGCGAGCCCAUGAAGACCAUGAUCCUCGUGCGGUUGAACGAGGAGAGGCUGAGGGCGAUGCAGGACCUGGCGAUAGUGGCGAGGGACCUGGGGCGAAUGAUGGACAUAGCGCACACGCCCAUCCUCGCUGUGGCCCGUGACGGCCGCAUCACCGAGUGGAACCAGCGCCUCGCGCAGCUCACUCGCCGCCCCAAGGCGUCGGUGGUGGGGCAGCUGCUGUCGUCGGUGGUGUGUGCGGGCAGCAUGCAGCAGCUGCAGGCGCGGCUACAGCAGGUAAUGGCGGGCAAGGGGCAGGCGCAGGAGCAUGUGGAAAUCCUCCUGCGCUGCCCUCCCAAGGGCAAGCCCGCACGCACGCCCGGCGCAUGCGGGGGAAAGGGGCAGGGGAACGGCAGCGAGGGGGACGGGGUUGGGGAGGAGGACGACGAAGACGAGGAGGAGGAGGUGGGGAAAGAGGGGAAGGAGGAGGGUGAGGGGGAGGAGGAAGAAGAGGAGGAGGUGAUGGUGCUGAUGGCGACGGUGUCCCCCCAGCGGGAUGGGCUGAACGAGAUAGUGGGGGCGACGAUGAUCGGGCAGGAUGUGACGGAGCAGCGGCGCACCAUGCAGCAGUGGGCGGAGAACGAGACGCGCGCCGUGCCCAGCGACUAUGAGCAGAUACUGGACAAGGCCAGCAUGCCCAUCUGGGCUGUGGACAAGGAUGGCCGCAUUGUGGAGUGGAAUGCGUCCAUGGCUAAGACAAGCGGCAUCAGCAAGGAGCAGGCGGUGGGGAAGCGCAUAAUGGGCGACCUGGUGGGGGACGAGCGCGUGCUGAUGGUGCCCGACAGCGACACACUGCUCUCCCUCGACUUCGCCAUCCACCGCGCCCUCGCCGGCCACCGCACGCCCACGCUCAACUUCCGCUUUGUCAACCACGAGGGCCGCCAGGUCGAGUCGGUGAUCAGCAUGCGCGCGUGCCAUGACCCGCAGGAUGAUGGGGAUGGCGCAGAUGGGGGAGGAGGAGGCGCGGGGAAGGGGUCCCGCGUGCUGUGCUUCAUGCAGGAUGUGACCAUGCGCAAGGCGGUGGAAAAAGCCAUGGUGGUGCGCCAUGCGGCUGAAGCGGCGGAGGAUGCCAAGUCCCGGCACCUGGCGUUCCUGUGCCACGAGAUUCGCAACCCGUUGAAUGGUAUUCUCGGGAAUAUCACCUUCAUGGAGGAUACGAGGCUGUCGGAGGAGCAGCAGGAGCUGGUGGAAACCACCGCGACGUGCGGUUACCAGCUGAGGAAGAUCGUCGAAGACGUGCUGGAUAUGAGUCAGAUACAGGAGGGGCGGAUAGAGCUGGAGAGGCACGAGCUGAACCUGCCGAGGAUAGUGAACGCGGUGGUGAGCCAGGUGGGGCUGGCGGCGGCUAAGAAGGGCCUGCAGCUGUACGCGAACAUCGACCCGCGCUGUAAUGACGUGCGCCCGCUGGGAGACGCUCCCAGGCUGCAGCAGAUCCUAUCCAACUUCGCAUGGAACGCCAUCAAGUUCACGCACGCUGGAUGGGUGGAGAUCGGUAUCGCCAUGCACCCCAGCCACCUCCCGUCGCCCUCCUCCUCCUCCUCCUCCUCCUCCCUCACCGCUCUCUCCAAAGCGGCAGCCGGCGCAAGCGGCAAGGGCAAGGUGGGGAGCAGCAGCGGCGGCGGGGGAGGCGAGGGGGCGGAGGGAGAGGAGGAGAGCGCGCGGUUUGUGUUCCGAGUGGCGGACUCGGGCGAGGGUAUCCCCGAGAGCCUCAAGCAGCGGCUCUUUGAGCAGUUCGCCACGGGCCGCAAGUCCGCCUCCAGCCAGGGGUGUUGGGUUGGGGAUAUGGUGUGGAAGGGGGAGGGUGAGGGAGAAGGGGAGGGUGGGUGCUGCAUGGUCAGGGAGGGGUAUGGGUGGGGUGUAAGGUAUGGCGGCACAGGGCUAGGUCUCUCCAUCUGCCAGCAGCUAGCGUCGCUGAUGGGGGGGGAGAUCAAGUGCACGUCGGAGGUGGGCAAGGGCUCUAUUUUCUCCCUAGAGGUGCAACUGCACCUGCUCCCGCCCCACACCCACACCCACACCCACACCGCCCAUGCUGCCACCACUCCAAGUGGCCUGCCCGCGCCCCCUUCCCCCCCGUCCUCCUCCGCCUCAUCCCCUCCGCCCUCCCCCUCCGCCACCGGCCCCCUGGCUCUGCCUCCGCUCCCCCCUCCCCCCUCCCAAGCCCCUGGCUCUGCUGCUCUGGGCGCAGGCGCGGGUGCGGGUGAGGGGGUGGGCAGUGCGGUAGGGCAGGCGCGGGGGCAGGCAGAGGGGGAAGCAGUGCGGCAGCAAGGGGGGAUGGUGGCGCGCAGAGGGGGAGAGGCGGAGGGAGGUAGUGGGAAGCAGGGUGGGGGUGAUGCGGGGAUGCCAGGGGGGGGAGUGGGGAGGGAUGGGGGUGGGCCUGAUGCGGAGGAGCACAGGGGAAGGAACUGGGAGGGGAGGGGAACGGCCGAGUCUGGGUGGAAGGUGCGGCAGCAGCAGCAGCAGCAGCAGCAGCAGCAGGAUGAGGGGAGGGAGGAGAUGGGCUUUGAGAGAGCAUUGGAGCACAGGGGAGGAGUGGCAAGGGGUGGGGAGUCAAGCGCCCAGUUGACUAGUGGGGGGCCUGCAGCAGCAGCCACGCACAGCAGCGGUCAGAUGGAUACAGCAGCACGGGAAGUGGCGCCGGUGGUGACAGGGGGAAGGGGAGGAGGGGGGGAUGGAGAGUAUGUGUCUGGGGAAGGAAAGGGAGGAGGGGGAGGAGAAGGAGGAGGAGCAGGCGGAGGAGGAGGGGGGGGAGGGGGGAAGGGGGGUGGUGAGUUUCGUGAGCCGUCGUUCCAGUCGGGAGAGGCAGCGUCAUCAGAGGGACCAGCAGCGCACAUGCUGCACACACUCCUGCUCAACUCCCGCCUCCAUAAAUCAUCCCCCUCACUCCGCCCGCCGCCCGCAGCAACCUCUCCUCUCAAGCGCAGCCCAUCCACCUCCUCUCCCGCUGCUGCCCCCCCUGCACACCCCACCAUCCAUUCCUCCUCCUCCUCGCCCUCUCUGCCCUCUUUACCCUCCCUCUCCUGCUCCGCACCCCUCAACUCUUCCACUCCUACCAUCCCCCCUUCUCCCCGCCCUCCCUGUCCCUCCGCCCCGCGCUCGCCCCGCCGCCCGCCCACACCAGGGAGGGGGGUGGCGCAGAGAGGGGGUGGGGGAGGGAGCAGCUUGGCAGGUGCAGCGGGCACAACAGGUACGCGAAUCAGUGGGAGCAGUGGUUUGGAAACAGGCCGUCAGCAGCAGCAGCAGUCGCAGCAGCAGCAGCAGCAGCAGCAGCAGCAGCAGCAGCAGCAGCAGCAGCAGCAGCAGCAGCAAGAGGAACAGCAAGCACCACAGCAGCAGCGUUGGCAGCAGGGCCUUCCUGGGUUGGCAGUUGUGGUGGAGCAGGGGUAUGAUGAAACGCACACCACGCCUUCCCACCACACUGCACCGCGUGGCUCCUCUCCUGCUUCUUCCUCUGCUGCUGCUGCUGCUGCCGCUGCUGGUGGCGGUGGCAGUUUCAGUGAAGCAAGUCCAGCAAGUGAUUUGCCUGGGGGGUUCAACAUUGAAGCACUCACAUCAGGCACCCAAUCUGACCCCAACAACCCUUGGACAUUCGACCACACCAGCCAGCAGCACUACAGCCAAUACCCGCCACUGCCCCGAGCCGGUACCCCAUCUCCGCGUCAAAUGGCCGCCUCGCCUGAAGCCAUGCGCGCUGACUCUCUGCUGAGUCAGCUGCCGUCCUCGGUGUUCCACCUGGCGCGGCCGGCGCUGAGGGAGCGAAUGGCGGCCUCCUCCAACGGCGGCAUCCCAACUCGCUCCUUCACCGACCCUUCCCGGCGCUCCUUUCCCCCCCGCUACCCCCCGCCUGAUGCCCCCCCUGCUGCUGCAGCCGACGGCGCCGCUGGUGCCGGUGGCAGUAGCAGCAGCAGCAGCAGUGGUGGUGUCAUUCUGCAGAGGUCGCUGUCAUCUCCUUUAUCCGGUGCACCAGCCGCCGUCCGUGGCAGUGCGUCAGCAGCAGCAGCAGCGCACUCACACCAUGCUGCCGCGUCGCUGAUUGCACCGCCCCUUGCCAGCAGACCCAUGGUAGCGUGUGCGGAUGGGAGGAGUGUGGAGGGACAGGGUGACGGAACGAGUGCAGGGCUGCAGGGAGCUUUUGCUGGCUAUGCGCGAUCUUCUUCUGCCCUCACAGGCGUGACCCCAGCUGCUUCCCAGCAGCAGCAGCAGCAGCAGCAGCAGCAGCAGCAGCAGCAGCAGCAGCAGCAGCAGCAGCAGCAGCAAGUGCAAGCAUUUGUGGUCCCGUCAGCAGUGCAACAACCCGCACACACAACGCUCCCUCUCUCCCCGUACAUACCUUCCUCUCCCACGCCACCAGGAGCAGCUGCAGCAGCAGCAUCGCCGUCAGGUUCGUCUGCACCAAGUGCAGCAGGCGCAGGGUCCGGGGCAGGAGGCAGUGCUGCAAUCGUGCAAGCAGCGGCAGCGGCAGCAGGCAUGGUCACUGCAGCAGCCACGGCCGUGGCAGCAGCAUCAGUGGCAGCAGCAGCAGAGGCAUCUACUCGACAAGCAGCAGGCGCGGAUGGAGCAGUGGAAGGGGCGUCUAUUAUAGACGAGCUGAGGAGGUGCAUGAAAGGAGAGUGGAGUUUCCACGUGGUGAGAGAGGUGGUGGCUAGUGAUGCUGUGGCAGUGCUUGUAGAGUUGACAGUGGGGUCUACGGUGCGGCAGCAGUGGGGCGCUAUGCCCUGCCCGGCCCCCAUCACGCCUGCGCUCAUGCUCCCCGCUGCCACCUCGCAAGCUCUCUCUGCUGCUGCUGCUCUCUUUGGGGUUUCUCUGGGUGGUGUGCAGGGGGGCCGGGAUGUGGGGCGGGGAGGGGAGGAGGAGGAAGGAAGGGAGGAAGGGGGGCCGGGAUGGGUGAGGAGCAAGGGGAGGAAGGGGAAGGAGAGGCAGGAGGAAGGGGGCUGUGUGCGUAGGAAGGGGAGGAGUGGGAGCGCGAGUGGGAGGGGGGAGUUAGGAAUAGGAGGGCUAGAGAGUGUCACAGAGGAGGGCUGGGUCGGAGCAGAGGAGGGGCAGGGGCAGGAGGUAAGAGACAAGGGAUGCCGCCCAACAGCCGGGCCCUCCAGGCAGCAACAGUGGCAUGCCCCGCCAGACCCUGACAGCUGGCAGCCGCCCAGUAGGUACGGCGGGGGGCAGGGUGAAGGAGGAAAGGGCGUGCGUGUGCCUGGGUCCAGCAUGGUCCGAGUGCGUUCCGCCCCCUCUCUCUCCCUGCUCGUCUGCCCCCCCUCACCUUCCACUCCCGACCCUUCCCCUGCCGGCCCCUCUCCCGCCGGCCCUCUCCCUCCUGCAAAGCCCUUGGUGAAUGGAGCGAUGGGAUUUGGGGGCAGGCGCGCGGGAUUGCGGCAAGGGGGGAGGGUAGGGGAAGGACAGGCUACUACACUCAGAGUGUCCUCUCAGCCACACUCACCCCCCUCCUAUUCCUCCUCUUCCUCCACCUCUUCCGCCUCCUCCUCCUCAUCCGCCUCCUCCUCCCAGUCGUCCCCCCGGCAUCUACCGCACGCCCUCGUGCGUGCUCUGAAGCCAAACCUCGGCACGCUUUCCGCAUCGCCCCUUGCUGCUGCCACGGCUGCAGGGGGUGCAGCUGGUAGGGCUGCAGGGGCAGGGGGGACAGCAGGGCUAGGGGGAGUGGCAGGAGGAGGAGGGGUAGCAGGAGCAGGGGGGGUAGCAGGGGCAGGGGGGACAGCAGCAGGGAGCUCGCCAUACUUCUCACGAGAAGCAUCGAAGCUCAUGGGCGCUUUGAACCUGUCUCUGCACAAAGCCACCAAUGCCCCUGCUGCCCUCGCCACACCCGCUCAGCAAGAGCCCUUGCCAGGCUCUUGGAACGGCACGGGAGCAGCACGAGGGCCCACAGGCUUUCCUGUGUUCUCACACAUGCCUCGCCUGCAGCCCGCUGCGUCCCUCCCGUCCUCCUCCUCCGUCACCUCCCAUCCUCGCAAGCGCGCAUCGGACCUUUUCUCCAUGCCCACUCCCCCCCCGUCAGUGCAGCCGCAGAGAGACACUCAGCAAACAGCAGCAGCAGCAGCAGCAGCGUCGGGAGCAAUGGGAACACAAGGGGCAGAGGUGGAGGGUGGGGAAGUGGUAAGGGAGAUGCUUGGUGCUGUGGAAGUGGGCAGGGGAGGUGACACUAUCAGGCAGGCAGAGUGCUGGGCGCAGUUUGAGGUGGUGGCGGGGUCGGAUGGCAUGGAUGCCGUGGAGCGAGUCAUCAAGCGCGGAGAACGCUUCGAUGCCCUGCUGCUCGAUGAGAGGCUCAAAGUAAUGAAUGGCAGUGAGGCGUGCAUGCGUGUGAGAGAGUAUGAAGCAGCCAAUGGGCUCCUGGAGACGCCUAUUGUGGCCAUUUCAGCCAAUGUGGAGCCCGAUGAUAUCGUAAGCCAACUCCUUCUCCCACUUUUCUCCCUGCAUGCAACACAUUCAUUCCCCUAG